Molecule: messenger RNA, 2438 nt
Organism: Silurus meridionalis
Lineage: Eukaryota; Metazoa; Chordata; Actinopteri; Siluriformes; Siluridae
Gene: alg9
Product: ALG9 alpha-1,2-mannosyltransferase
Exons: 15
Coding region: 66-1922 (618 amino acids)
Biological process (GO): protein N-linked glycosylation
Cellular component (GO): endoplasmic reticulum membrane
Molecular function (GO): alpha-1,2-mannosyltransferase activity
Source: RefSeq, a predicted model, not a curated record
AAAUGUCGCUCAACCGGAAGGUGUGAUUUCCUGAACGCCUCCGUGAUGACGUGCCAGGAAAAAACAUGGCGACCAAGGGACUCCGGCAGCGUAGCAGGCGGGGAAGCAAACAGGACGCCAGCGCUACCGCCAGCAGUCCGGCCGUCGGCGAACCCCGGGCGGCAAAAGAGGAGAAAAGCGCCGAGGAGAGCACGAGUAAACCCGCCGAGUCCAGAAAUGAGUCCUCCAGUAAGGCAGGCCAGGUUUGGGCUCCUGAGGGCUCCACCGCGUUCAAGUGCCUGGUGUCAGCCCGCUUCUGCGCCGCUCUGCUCAGCAACAUCUCCGACUGCGACGAGACCUUCAACUACUGGGAGCCGACUCAUUACCUGCUGUAUGGGAAAGGGAUGCAGACGUGGGAAUAUUCACCCGUCUACGCCAUCCGCUCUUACGCCUACCUGUGGCUGCACGCCCUUCCUGCCUACUUUCAUGCCAAUAUCCUUCAGACCAACAAGGUCCUCGUAUUCUACUUCCUCCGCUGCGUGCUGGCGUUCGCCUGUUGUGUGUGUGAACUCUACUUCUACAAGGCGGUGUGUAAGAAGUUUGGCCUUCAUGUCGCCCGGCUCAUGCUGGCCUUCCUGGUUCUAAGUGCAGGAAUGUUCUGCUCCUCUGCAGCUUUCCUGCCCAGUACUUUCUGCAUGUACAGCACUUUGGUCGCGAUGACUGGCUGGUUCCAAGGGCGCCCCAGUGUGGCCAUACUGGGCAUAGCAGCUGGCGCUAUUAUAGGUUGGCCGUUCAGCGCUUUGCUCGGCUUUCCCAUCGCGUUCGAUCUCCUCUUGGUGAAGAAGAAAUGGAAAAGUUUCAUCACAUGGACACUAGUGGCUCUUGUUCUCUUUCUGGUCCCGGUUGUGGUGGUGGACAGUUUUUACUACGGCAAGCUGGCAGUCGCACCUCUUAAUAUCUUACUCUACAAUGUCUUCACUCCUCACGGGCCGGAUCUUUACGGUACGGAGCCUUGGCACUACUAUUUUGUGAACGGGUUCCUCAACUUCAACAUUGUGUUUGUGCUGGCUUUGUUCUCCCUUCCUCUCACCGCUCUCAUGGAGGGUCUGCUUCAGCGGUUCAACGUGCAGAACCUCGGACGUCCCUACUGGCUCACCCUGUCCCCCAUGUACCUGUGGAUGCUGAUUUUCUUCACACGUCCCCACAAGGAGGAGCGUUUUCUGUUUCCCAUCUACCCCCUCAUCUGCCUGUGUGGCGCCGUGGCUCUUUCCUCGCUCCAGAAAUGCUACCACUUCAUGUUUCAGCGCUAUCGUUUGGAGCACUACACCAUCUCCUCCAACUGGUUGGCUCUCGCCUCCGUACUUCUGUUUGGAGUGCUCUCUCUCUCCCGUUCGGUGGCUCUUUUCCAUGGUUAUCACGCUCCCCUGGAUUUGUAUCCCGAGUUCCACCGCAUCGCCAAAGAACCGUCAAUCCACACAGUGCCCGAGGGCCGACCGGUGAGCGUGUGUGUGGGUAAGGAGUGGCAUCGUUUCCCCAGCAGCUUCCUCCUGCCUAACAAUUGGCAGCUCCAGUUUGUCCAGUCGGAGUUCAGAGGCCAGCUCCCGAAGCCCUUUGCCUCAGCUCCAGACGCUACACGUCUCAUCCCGACGGAUAUGAACGACCAGAACCUGGAGGAGCCGUCUCGAUAUGUGGAUUUGAAACACUGCCACUAUCUGGUGGACCUGGCCACAGACAAUGAAACCCCACGGGAACCGCGGUACGCUGCUAACAAAGACGAGUGGAGCAUUGUCACAGAAAAACCUUUCCUAGAUGCUUCAAAGUCAUCAAGGUUCUACCGGGCCUUCUUCGUUCCUUUCCUGUCUGAGCAGUACACCAGUUAUAGCAGAUACGUCAUCCUGAAACCACGGCGAGCGAAACACAGCAGGAGACGAACGCAGCCCUGAUGCCUCAUCGCAGUUUUUCUUUUUUUUCCCCCCUUCUCGUUAUUACCUUCAUUAUUUGCUUCUCCCUAUAGCAGUAUUUUCUGCACCUCUGAAAAAGAAACCUCCCUCUGUUUCCCGUGUGCGUGAGUGUGAUCUCAGCAUGGAACCGUCUGCCAUUUUGCACAUCGACCACCUCCUAACAUUCCAUACGACGUCUUUUUCCAUCACAGACCCCUCCAUUUUUCUCACGCCCACCUUCUCGUACAUUACCUGCUGUAUCUUUCUGAGCCGACGUUCCUUUGGCUCAGCAGCUCCUUUAAGGACCUCUGCUUAUUUCCCAUGUGCACGUUCCACAUCGUUUUGUCCUGGACUCAGACUAUAAACUGACCUCAUCCCAGGUCUCGGAGGACGAAACAACAGGCCUCCUGUCUCUCUGAUCAGCGGGAUGUCGGUGUUCUUGGUGUCAUGUCUCGUCCUGGAAAUGAGUCGUCUCAGUGUUCAGUGUGUGAUGGAGUCGAAUAAAGAGCAUCUUGUUGA